AUGAAGUUUUUAGAUGAUUCUGAAGGAAUUAAGCUUUUUUCUUUGUACGCUUUUCGCCAAACAUAUCCUACACAUGAUUUCAACGACCUCGCCUACCAACUUGUGAAAUAUUUGCAAGGGCACCCUUUGGCGCUUAAAGUCAUUGGUAGUGCUUUAUUUGAAAAGCCCGCUCAUAUCUGGAGAAGUGAAUUGGAGACACUCCAAAUGUCUCUUAACUCAGAGAUUCAACAAAAACUGCGACCAACUUUUGAUUUGCUAGACUUUGAUCAAAAAAGAAUCUUUCUUGAUAUUGCUUGUUCCUUGAUAGGGGAAAAUAUAGAUCUUUCUGCAAGUGUACUCAGCAUUAAUUGUUCUGCGGUUGCUAAUAUUGAUGUUCUAGUCAAUAAAUCUCUAAUUGCAAUAUCACCAUAUGAUUUCUCAAUUCAUAUGCAUGAAUUGAUUCGAAACAUGGCAAGGGAAGUUCAGCGGCGUGAAGAAUCAGACAGGCCUGUCCGAUUAUGGAGUCCAUCAGAGGUUUACGCUCUACUUGGUGAAAACAAAGUAACAAAAAUAACUAAAGCAGUUGAAGUUCUUGUCCUUUUGUUACAGAAUCCUGUUAAAUCAGUUGAAAUAAAUUGUAAAGCUUUUUCUAAGAUGAAAAAAUUGCGGAUUCUUAAAAUUUGCCAUCCAGGGCCAAAAAUAUUUGAACAAUCAUUUCAAUUGAGCAUGUUGACGGACUCCCGUGUGAACUUCUCAGGAAGUUUGGAUUUUUUAUCCAACGAGCUAAGAUUGAUUUAUUGGCAUGGAUAUCCUUUCAAGUCCUUUCCAUCAAAUUUUCAUCCGGAGAAUGUUGUUGCCAUUGACUUGUCUUUCAGCAACAUCAUAAGUUUUUGGACAACACCUAAGUGUUUUAGAAGAUUGAAAGUGAUGAAUCUAAGGCACUGCCGUAACCUAGCAACUACACCAGACUUCACAGAGAUGGUCAAUCUCGAAAAGCUAAUACUUGAAGGUUGUGUGAGUUUGGUUAAGCUUCACCCAUCAAUUGGAAUGCACAGGAAACUUGUUAUGUUAAAUUUGAGAGACUGCAUACAUAUUAGAAGUUUCCCCAGCAAAGUUGAAAUGGAUUCUCUUCAGGUUCUAAUUCUCUCAGGGUGCUUAAAUUUGGAUAACCUGAAUCAGGUGUCCGGUAAUCUCAAGAGUUUGGAGAAGCUUUAUGCUGAUGGAACAGCCAUAACAGGAUUUCCUUCUUUCAUCUCAUCUCUAACCAACCUUCAAGUACUAGAGAUUGGCACACAGAUGGAGUCUUCAACAUUGUGGACAUCAAUCUUCCAAAAGCAACCACAAAGUUUGGUGUUGCCUUCUUUGGAGAGUUUCCCAUUUCUAGCGAAGUUAAAAGUCAUAAACCGCAAUAUAUCGCAAGUGCGCCAUGACAGUGGAGCAUUACUUUGUCUAAGACAUGUGAGUCUUAAAAAAUGUAAAACGGUAUUUGAUUUUUUGGAGCAUUUUUUGGAGCAACAUCAAUAUCUUGGAACGCUUCUUCUUUCUACAUCUCAACAUAUUUUCUCCAAAACACUGCCAAGGCUAAUUCACCGACAACAUAAUCUUCACUGUUAUUUCACGGGUUGCCCGUGCGUCCACAAACCAACUUCACAUGCAUCUACAAACCAACUUUCUAUUUGGAUCAAGUACUUGGGUAUCCAGAGUAGGAUACGUAAAUUCUUCCGAGUAAGUGAAUCCAGGAGUAGUAGUAGAAUAUCUGGAAAUAGAACUCCACGGUCGUUUACAAAAACCAAUAAUAUAUUGGAGAUAAUAUUUUAUGGAAAUAUAAUUCCACGGUGGUUUACAAAUAAAAGUAAGGGAACGAACUUAAAGGUGGAAUUACCUCCAAAUUGGUGCUACUCUAAGUUCAAGGGAUAUGCGUUUUGUGUUGUAUUCACGCUGAAGGAGUCUUGUAUCGGUCCACCAGGAGUCUCUGUGAACAACUUCGAUGGAGCCUCUCUAGUUGAAUUUCGUGCUACAUUGUUAGAGAGCAUACUAAUCUAUGAUACAGAUAUGAUGAUAUGGUUGUGUAUUAUGAUACCUGGGUUUGGAUGGAACAAAGCAAAGAAUUUUGUCACAUUUUCAUUCGGAGAUAACAAUGAAGAUGUUGAGGUGAAGGAGUGUGGUGUAAGACUUGUUUGUGAUGAUGAUGAAGAUUUUCCAGAAGAAAAAGAAACAAUUUUAAGUAUGAUACAACACCUCCCACCUCAAACUCAACCUACUGGAGGUUACUUCCGGUUUUCCGACAAUUUUGGUUAUACCAGCUUCUCAUGGUAG
This is a messenger RNA of Erigeron canadensis, 2295 nucleotides long. Its product is annotated as disease resistance protein RPP2B-like. Lineage: Eukaryota; Viridiplantae; Streptophyta; Magnoliopsida; Asterales; Asteraceae. Gene Ontology annotation, biological process: defense response. Gene Ontology annotation, molecular function: ADP binding. The record is from RefSeq and is a predicted model, not a curated record. The coding region runs from base 1 to 2295 and encodes 764 amino acids. The transcript is spliced from 3 exons.